Chiloscyllium plagiosum (whitespotted bambooshark) is the source of this 2678-nucleotide messenger RNA. RefSeq names its product testis expressed 15, meiosis and synapsis associated (gene tex15). The record is from RefSeq and is a predicted model, not a curated record. Gene Ontology annotation, cellular component: nucleus. Lineage: Eukaryota; Metazoa; Chordata; Chondrichthyes; Orectolobiformes; Hemiscylliidae. Gene Ontology annotation, biological process: regulation of double-strand break repair via homologous recombination; synaptonemal complex assembly; male meiotic nuclear division.
UACAGCGGGUUAGCAAAUCUUCUAUGCCUUGCAAUAUCAUGCAGCCCACCGCUGAUUCCCAAAUGGAUAUUGGCCACAUGGAAUCCCAAACACUAGCUUUCCAUGAUGGACCCAAAGUGGUAAGAUUCCGAGAAGGAGAUUCGGGAGUUGAAUCUAAAGAUGAAGAUUCUCCCGAAAUGGAGAGGGAGGAGGGAGAAAUUGCUUCAGAUAAUGAAUCUGCAUUGAAGGAAAGUAGUCAGGUUGCAGUCAGCCAGAAGGCAGCCAGUGAUAAAGUUCAGGCUGCUCUAAUGGAAAGGAUGGACUGUAAGAACCAUCUGCCACAAAAUGUGAGAGAAAUGCAGAUAUCUGGAAGUCUUGUAGCUAUGAUAUCUGAGAUUUUACACCAAGCUGAUAGCACAUCUCUACUGGACAAUCUGGAAAAGUUGAAACUGUACUGUGAGAAAAUGCUCCCCCGAUUUGUUUCAAGCUUUGAACUCUCCCAGGGCGAGUCCUUUGCAGAGACCUUCGUUUGUAGGGACUGGUUUCUACGUAAUAGUGAGCGGAACAUUGUCAAGGCUGUGCAAUUAAAGCCAAGUGCUCUGGAUUCCUAUGUGGAGCUCCAGAUGAUGAUGGAAACAGUGCAGUUCUUAGAAAAUAAGAUUAGUUUUCUGAGAGGUCUUCCAACAUUUCGAAACUUGCUGUGGUACGAUGAGAGUUUAUAUAGUGACUUACUGGCCAAAAAUGUGGGCUACCAGCAGCAGUCUACCUUGUAUCCUUCAUUCCAAACAAGAAUCCAGAAUAAUUGUUAUGAAGCACUGAGAGACCAUCAGGCUCAGGUUCUGAAAUCCUGCCAAACAGACAUUAAAGGGCAAAAUGCUUAUUAUGUUUACCUCAAGAACAGACGAGAAUUAGAAGAAUGCUCAGCAGUAAUGCAGAACAUCUCUGACUGUUGUUACUUCUGUCUUUCUAUCCCAGUAAUAUCUAGUAUUAACUACGGGGACAAUCUGGAGAGCUUGGAAGUCCUGCGCAAAAACGUUUGGACACUGAUAGACAGAUAUACCAGACUACCUGAAGGCCAGCGGGAUAUGGCUAAAUUGGUCCAUUUGUGGAUCAUUAUUGACUUUGUCAAUGCAAAAACUCGCACCAUCCACAGCUGCCCACCUGUGAAUGAAGAACUCUGGUGGUUUGGACUCGAGCAUUUGCAGUUCAAUGCUGCCAAGAUGCUUGUUUGGGAGAAAAGAGUAAAAUGUGAACAAGUAAACAAUGGUUUGACCCAAAUCAGAGAGGGCAACAUUCAGAAAAAUAAGUUGAAAGAGCUCAUCGGGAAGUUGAACAGAGAAGCAUUGUGCAUGUUGUACAACCGAUACAACAGCUUGGCGUCAGAGAGAAUGUGGGGCAGUAGCAGCGAGCAGACAGAUUCAUUGUGCAGUGGCAAAAUACUCCCGCGGAAUGACCAGGCCAUGGCUCUCCGAGCAGCAGAGGGUCCCCUUCCGGGGCACCAAGUACCCAGAUUUGGCAACCGUCACAAAAAUUGCUUCCGUCCCCUUUCAGACCAAUUUAAUUCUGUCGGGAAAAUUCUUGAGAAUUCGCAGGCUUCCCAGAUGGAGGAACUGGAGCAGCUCCUGGUCAAGUGUGAAAAUCAACUGGAGCCACUGAAGACACUUUUCCAAGUAUUGCAGGAUGUUGAAGUGGAGAAGGUCCUGCUGACAGAAGCCAGUUUUUCAGCUGGGCUUAUUUCUCAUGAUACAAGCCCCGUUCUCCUGAAGCCUAAAGCUGUGGAGGUCUACAUUGAGCUGAUCAUGAUGUAUGAGACAGUUCACUAUCUGAGAAACCUGAUGUCAUACCGGCUAAACCAAGCAACAUACAGAGGGAUGCUAUGGUUUGACCCAGCCUUACUUCCUGAACUGCUUCACAAUCAACAAGACACCUCCAUCUUCUCCUUGUUCCGUGAGAAAUACCUGCAUGAUCCAGGUGAAGCACUCAAGCACACAAUUUCUACACUACAACGAGAACUGGAUUUAAUCUUUGAGUAUAGGCAAAAUACCAACUAUACCUAUGCAGUUCAACUUCUGUCAAGGGAGCUGUCUGAAAUAGUUUCUGUUAAGCAGUACAUACAGCAGCAUGAUGUUGGUGUGAAAACCUAUGUGAACGCUGUGCCUUACGCAGCAUCGAUUAACUACGGCUAUACUGAAUCAGACUUGAUGCAUAAUUACAGGCAACUGGUGCUAGUUCUGGAGAAGCUAGUCAAGGAGCCCAAGAAAGAUCUGGGGAAGAUGGCACAUGUUAUGGAAGUGAUGAAGAGCAUUGUGGACAUGAGACAGGUAACAGCUGAGAGCAGCAGCUCCACCCUUCACAUUCUCACCCACCAGAUGCGACAAAACAGCAUUAAAAGGAAGCUGAUUCAGGAAAAGUUUGGGAGUAGCACAGAUGGUGCUGCCAAGGUUCAGUGGAGUAUGUGUGCAGACAUCAUCACAGGUUACAAGGAGCACAGUGCCCCGUUGGUUAACAUGAGAAAACGACAUAUCUGUGACUGUCCGUUAUAUGAAAAUGAAGGAGACCAUGAAGCUGAGAACCCUCCCGCCAAUAAGCGAAAGAUGGUUGCGGGCAAUGACCUGAGGAACUCUGAAUGCCAAACAUCCUCUCACAAACAACAAGGUUCUGUGUGUGCUUCCUGAUCUGCAAUUAGGCUGGAAUGAUGA